CGAAUCCGACCGGGCGAGACUGCAGCAGUUUUCCACCGCUCCGUUUCCGAGUCGUCGUCUCCCCCCUCCUGCGCCGGCGCGGGAUGGCGGCGGCGAUGGCGGCGGCGGGCGGGGUGGGGCUGCUCUACGACGAGAGGAUGUGCGCGCACGCGACGCCGGACGGGGAAGACCACCCGGAGAAGCCCGAGAGGCUGCGGGCCAUCUGGCGCAAGCUCUCCGCCGACGGCGUCGUCUCCAGGUGCAUGAUCAUGAAAGCGAAGGAGGCUGAGGACAAGCAUAUAGCUUCUGUCCAUAGCAAGAACCAUAUCAAGCUGAUAAGGAGUAUCAGCUCAAAAGAAUAUGAUUCCCGUCGAAACAAGAUUGCUAAGAGACUCAAUUCCAUUUACUUCAACAAGGGCUCCUCGGAGUCUGCUUUUCUUGCAGCUGGUUCUGUGAUUGAGGUAGCUGAGAAGGUGGCUGCAGGUGAGUUAAGGUCUGCUAUUGCUCUAGUCAGACCUCCAGGCCACCAUGCUGAACAUAAUGAGGCAAUGGGUUUUUGCCUGUUCAACAAUGUAGCAGUUGCUGCUGAUUAUCUCUUAAAUGAGAGGGCUGACUUAGGUAUCAAGAAGAUAUUGAUUGUCGAUUGGGAUGUUCAUCAUGGAAAUGGCACACAAAAGAUGUUUUAUGACGACCCUCGUGUAUUGUUCUUUUCAGUUCAUAGAUUUGAUUACGGAAGCUUCUAUCCUGCGGAAGGCGAUGCAUCUUACUGUUUCAUUGGGGAAGGAGCUGGUAAAGGGUACAAUAUUAAUGUGCCCUGGGAACAUGGAAGAUGUGGUGAUGCAGAUUAUAUUGCUGCAUGGGACCACGUACUGCUUCCUGUUGCUGAAGCAUUUGACCCUGAUAUAAUCUUGGUGUCUGCUGGGUUCGAUGCAGCAUUGGGUGAUCCUCUUGGUGGUUGCUGCAUCACUCCAAAUGGAUAUGCUCUGCUACUGACCAAGCUGUUAGGUUUUGCUCAAGGGAGGAUAGUGAUGGCUCUUGAAGGAGGCUAUAACCUUAGAUCCAUAGCAAAUUCAGUUAGUGCUUGUGCUAAAGUUUUGUUGGGAGAUAAAUUCAGAUAUGACGCUCCUGAUAUGCAACCAUUUGAAUCUUCAUGGAGAGUUAUACAAGCGGUACGUGAUGAACUGAAGACACUCUGGCCUGUUCUGAGUAGUAGAUUGCCAGAGAAUGUAUCAUUGAGGAGUAGACCCACACAAACUGAGCUGUAUUCUUCCUCUGGUUCUGAGUCUGAUGUUGAAGAGCUCCCUGAUGCUAUUGCAUCUGUCAAUUUUAUUCAAAUUACUGAUGGUGUUAUAAGUGAAAGCCUCUCGAGGUUGAGACUUGAUGAAGACAAAAUUGCAACGACAGCCACCUCAAGUAACAUAACAGUUGAACAAAGUCCAGCUGAUUUAGCUGAACCACAAAAUGUUGGAUCUACUGCAGUCUCUAAAGAAAUACCAUCUCUAUCUUGGAGAUCAGAACUAUCAAAAGUAUAUGUUUGGUAUGCCAGCUUUGGUUCAAACAUGUGGACACCAAGGUUUUUAUGCUACAUUCAAGGGGGAAAGGCUGAGGGUAUGAAUAUACCAUGUUUUGGAUCGCAUGAUCCAAGCCCACCAUGUGGUACCAUGUGGAAGACUGUACCUCAUCGAUUGUUUUUUGGUAGAUCUUCUACCCCCUGCUGGGGAAUUGGUGGUGUUGCUUUUCUCAACCCUGAGAUAAACGACUCUGAAAACUCCUAUGUCUGCAUGUACAAAAUAACGCUUGAGCAGUUCAAUGAUGUAUUGUUUCAAGAGAAUCGUUUAGUGAAGGAGAACAAUGAAAGCGGAAAAACUGAAUCUCCUAACUCUCCUCUGAUUGGCUUAUCUGAAAUAGAGUUUGUUUCCAGCAACAAAGCUGUCCAUCUUGCACCAAUUAAGGAUAGCUGGUACUCCAAUGUGCUUUACCUUGGCGAGGAAGAUAAACUUCCAAUUCUUACAAUGACGUGCCCCUCAUCAGACGUAGAGCGAUGCAAAUCCGGUGAGCUGCCAUUGUCUCCUCCAUCGAAGACCUACGCCACCACCCUGAUAAAGGGACUGGUGGAAGGGAAGCACCUGGAUUCUGACGCCGCCACUAGCUACAUCAACGCUGCAGCCACCAGAGGCCUGUGAACGCUGCUUCACUCCGCCCUGUGUGAAUUGUGAUUUGUACAGCCAGUAGGAGUCUACGACUGUAGGAGCAAGGUUUGCGAAACUGUAAAAGAUAGUGCUUGUUGAUUCUGGACGACCAUGGGAGCCGUCUGUAGAGGUCUCAUGUCCUGCCAAUUGGGGGAACUGUGAGUCUACCCGAUCAAGUUCCCUAGGAUCGUUGAGAAUCUUUAGCUAGCGCUUAUACCUCGGUUUGGUCAUUCUCUCAUUUGGUGCUCUCCCGGGAUUGGUUUGUGGUGGGUUGGUGUGGAGAAACACACACUAGUUGCAACUUUGCAGGUUGCAAAUAGAUGGUAUGCAUUUUGCCA
Molecule: messenger RNA, 2506 nt
Organism: Oryza brachyantha (malo sina)
Lineage: Eukaryota; Viridiplantae; Streptophyta; Magnoliopsida; Poales; Poaceae
Product: histone deacetylase 5
Exons: 13
Coding region: 84-2162 (692 amino acids)
Biological process (GO): chromatin organization
Cellular component (GO): histone deacetylase complex
Molecular function (GO): histone deacetylase activity
Source: RefSeq, a predicted model, not a curated record